AUUCUCUCAAACAAGAGGGGUUUGGAUUGUGGUCUGUCAUCGGUCAAGAUGACGUCCGAACAUAGACUUGGGCCUCAAGAGGCGAUUUCAUCAACCCAGAUACCUUCUCUGACGCGGACUCAACCAUUUCACAGCCGGUUACCGAUUCCUUGGCUUCGCUGCGAUCAAGCGUUCUUCAGCAUCAGAUUGAGAAUGGCCGUACAUAUCACUCAAUGAGUGCUGGAAAAUACGCAUACCCCAACGAUCAAAGCGAGAACGAGCGUCUGGAGAUCCAGCACAAUGUCUGGCUCCUCACUCUGCGUGGAAGUCUGGCACUCUGCCCCAAGGGUAAUGAGGCAGCAAAGAGAGUUCUUGAUGUAGGCACUGGAACAGGGUGUUGGGCUAUUGAAUAUGCCGAUGCUUUUCCACAGUCGGAAGUCAUUGGCGUGGAUCUGAGCCCAACUCAGCCGACUAUGGUACCUAUCAACUGCACAUUUGAAAUUGACGAUCUCGAAAAAGAUUGGAUUUGGGCAAAACCCUUUGAUUUCGUCUUUAGCCGCGUCAUGGCGGGUAGUUUCGAAGAUUACGAUGCUUUCAUCUCCAAAGCCUACAAGGCCCUCGAGCCAGGAGGGUGGUUCGAAAUGCAAGACAUAGUCCUCCCCUACAAAUCCGACGACGGCACCCUCCACGCAGACCUCGAGCUCGCCAAACUAGGCCACUACUUUUGCGAAGCCAGUAAAAUCCUCGGCCGCUCAGUCGAAGCCCCGCGUCAUUACAAAAGCAUGAUGCAAAAAGCAGGCUUCAUCAACAUUGUUAAGCGUCACUUCAAAUGGCCUCUCAACGCAUGGGCCAAAGACCCUUACUACAAGGAGAUUGGCGCUUGGAGCUUUGCUAACCUUGAUGGUGGGCUUGAGGGCUUGACUUUGGCGCUGUUCACGAGGGGGAUGAAGUGGACUAAGGAGGAGACUAUGACUUUUUGUGCGGAGGUGCGCAAGCACCUGAGGGAUCCUAGGAUCCAUGCCUAUCUUCCUGUUAUUGUUGUUUAUGGGCAGAGGGCAGAGUCAGCCUCUACUGACGAAUAAGCGUUGAGUAUCGAGUUCACAACCUGACAUAGUAAUAAACUAUCUGACUAGUUCAAAACUUAGUGUCGUCUUCCCAACCUUGGAGGUGAUACUCUGCUUGGUUUUCGUUUCUCUGUUCUAUCAGCCCGAAUUUCAUAUC
Fusarium oxysporum Fo47 is the source of this 1200-nucleotide messenger RNA. RefSeq names its product S-adenosyl-L-methionine-dependent methyltransferase. Gene Ontology annotation, molecular function: methyltransferase activity. The record is from RefSeq and is a predicted model, not a curated record. NCBI's taxonomy places the organism in Eukaryota, Fungi, Ascomycota, Sordariomycetes, Hypocreales, Nectriaceae. The transcript has 10 exons. The coding region runs from base 213 to 1061 and encodes 282 amino acids.